AUGAUGAUGCAACGUUUGUGGCUUCUUUCGUGUAACUGGGAUGACGAAGUUCCAGAUUCCGUUGCAGUAUCCUGGAAGGAAUUCGCUGAUCAGAUCCCGAAGAUAUCCAACUUCCGCGUCAGUCGGUACGCACAGUUGUCGAAUUCCACCAUUCAACUGCAUACAUUUUCUGAUGCCUCGGAAUUGGCAUACGGAGCGUGUACUUACGUCCGAUGCACCGAUUCGAAAGGAACGAUUCGUGUCGAGCUUCUCGCUUCUAAAUCUCGGGUUGCACCUUUGAAAAAAAUUACGUUGCCUCGAUUAGAGCUUUGUGCGGCGGAUAUAGCAGCUAAACUCCAUGCCCGAAUCGUCAAAGCGCUCCAAAUAUCCAUCGCCGGUUCGUACUUUUGGUCGGACUUCACCGUUGUCCUACAGUGGUUGCAGGCAACCCCUAGCACCUGGAAAACAUUUGUGGCGAACCGCGUAUCAGAAAUUCAAAGCUCGACGCAUGGAGCUGCAUGGAAUCACGUUGCUAGCAAGGACAAUCCGGCGGACCUUGUAUCUCGCGGAAUGAACGUUGACGACUUUUUGGCUAGUGAUUUAUGGAAGCGAGGUCCCAAAUGGCUAUCGCACGUUCAGGAAAAUUGGCCUAUAUCCAAACUCCCUGAGUAUCCUCAAAAUGGAAAAGAGCGACGAAAACUGGUAAUUGCUGUUACAAGAACUCAGGUAUCACCCCGCUGUAAUUACAUAUUCACGAGAUUCUCGUCUUACGAGCGGCUACUUCAUGUAACUGCAUAUGUCCUCAGAUUCAUCACCAAUCUUCGCAAUAAAUCCCGUACGGAGCCCAUCCCUUGGACUAACCCACCUUACAGUAUUUCUUUGACUGCUGAACACCUAAACAUCGCCGAACGGACGUUGGUUCAAUUAGCUCAAGCAGAUGCAUUCUUCGAGGAAAUUCGAGAUUUGCAAAAUAACAAAACUGUCGGGAAGCGAUCGUCGACUCGCCUACUGACUCCAUUUCUAGACCUUGAGGGAACCAUGCGGGUAGGGGGAGGUUAA
Molecule: messenger RNA, 1038 nt
Organism: Toxorhynchites rutilus septentrionalis
Lineage: Eukaryota; Metazoa; Arthropoda; Insecta; Diptera; Culicidae
Exons: 1
Coding region: 1-1038 (345 amino acids)
Source: RefSeq, a predicted model, not a curated record